UUACUUGGGAACCACCCCACUCAGGGACCUUGACUAUAGUUACUCUUUUUUAGAAUCUGGACUGGACCUUUACGAUCCAGAUCGAUCAUUUCAAAACCGAGCUCAGAAACCUUCUUCGCUUCAUAUGACUGACAAGAAGGACUCUGCCCUGAGUCUUGCAGACAAUCGUGCACUCGCCUUUGAUGAUAUUAGGCGCCUACUCCGAGCAAAGCAUUAUCAAGUUGCGCCAGGCUGGGCCCAACACAAAAGAAAGCAAUUAAUUCCAUUAACCUUUAAACAGACAAGUUAGGCCUAAGCAUGUUCAUAGCUAAGAAGAUAAUACGCUAUGACACUAGAACCUGCUGGAAAGUAGCUAAAAGUCCUGAGUCUUCUGCUUUAUCCUUUAUUCGUCAGCGAUGCUUUCAUAACGCAGGAAGGGAGGAUUCUUGAUUUUGAAGGCUAAUUAUUUCGACAACAUUGCGUGCAUGAAAAGAACCACCCUAAACAGGAAUAAAUUGAAAAAGAGGUUCGUAAUUCCCAUUGCACCUCCACCAGAAGAAAACAAAAACCACCAGUUCCUACCGUUACAAGCAAGAACAUAGUGUUUUUUUUCUCUUCCUUUUAUAAAACAGUUUGGAGUGGAUUCUGGGUUACUUAGCUUUUGGUCUGCAAUAACCAGUCAGAAGAAAAACAGUAGCAAUGGCCAAAUCAAUUGUUUGUGCAGUGCUGGAGAAGUUGGGUUCCUUGAUAUCCGAAGAGAUAAAACAGAACGUUGGGCUGGCCCUGGGUCUUGAAGAAGGAAUCCAAAAAAUGACCUCCAAUUUUGAGGACAUCAAGUCAGUUCUUCAAGAUGCGGAAACUAAACAGGUGAAGGAUGCCAACGUGAGACAUUGGUUAAAGAAACUCAAAGAUGUAGCCUAUGAUGUUGAUGAUGUGUUGGAUGAGUGGAAUACUGCAAAACUCAAAUCACAAAUAGAGAAACAAGUAAAAGACGUCGACAAUGCCCCCUUGCUAAAGAAGAUACGCAAUUCUAUCUCUUCUUUUACCUCUCAAAGUAUUAUAUUCUAUAAUAUUGCUUGGAAGAUAAGAGACUUGAAUGAACGACUUGAUUGUAUAGCGACUGACAAAGAUAGGUAUAAUUUUGGGUUAGAGACGGCUGUUGAAGAACCCAAAAGGCAAAUAACUGCCUCUUUCUUAGAUGAAGAAGAGGUUUAUGGUAGGUCUCAAGAGACAACAAUUCUAGUGAACAUGUUGGUCGGAGAGAAAAGUAAUGGAGGAGAGUCGAGCCUCCAUGUCAUUUCUAUAGUAGGGAUGGGUGGAAUCGGAAAAACCACUCUUGCUCAACUGGUUUAUAAUCACAAUGAAGUUGAAUGUCAUUUUGACAAGAGAAUAUGGAUAUGCGUCUCAGAUCCCUUUGAUGAGAUAAGGAUUGCCAAAGAGAUCCUCGAAGCAUUUAAAGGUGAAACUCCAAAUAUGGUUGGAAAGGAUAACAUUUUGCGCCAAAUUCGUAGUUAUGUUUUGGAGAAGAAAAUACUUCUUGUGUUGGAUGAUGUGUGGAUUGAAGAUGCAACAAAAUGGGAACAAUUGAAAAAUUCCCUCAAGUAUUGCUCCCUGGGGAGUAGAAUUUUGAUAACCACUCGGAAGAAUAAAGUUGCAAUAAUUAUGGGAACAACAACCGAAAACUUAUUUCCAUUACAUACCUUGUCUCAAGAGGAAUGUUGGUCAUUACUUAGCCAUAGAGCAUUCUAUGGGAGGACAAGAGAGGAGUGUGAAAAUUUAGAAGAUAUCAGCAAGAAAAUUGCAGUAAAGUGUCAGGGCUUGCCACUUGCUGCAAAGAUUCUCGGUGGUCUGUUGCGGUUCAAAAGAUCUAGAGAGCAAUGGCAAAGUGUCUUGGACUGCGAAAUGUUGAACCUUGAAGAGGCUGAACGAGAUCUUUUCCCUCCCUUAUUUUUGAGCUAUUAUGAGUUACCUAUGGCUCUUAAACAGUGCAUUUCAUAUUGUGCUGUUUUUCCAAAAGGAAAGAUCUUAAACAAAGAUGAAUUGAUCAAGUUGUGGAUGGCGCAAGGUUACCUGAAAGGAGCACAGUGCAAAGAGAUGGAGACUGUUGGGGAGGAAUAUUUUGAUGAGCUAAUGAUGCGUUCUUUUUUGCAAGAUUUUAAAAGGGUGGUUGAACUUGAUAGUGGGAUUAUGGAAUGCAAAAUGCAUGCUAUAGUACAUGAUUUUGUUCAACUUUUAACGAAAACCGAAUGUUUGAUACUAGUAAAUGAUGAUUUUGAAGAGUUAAGAGUAGAUGCUUUUUGUGAAGACGCUCGUCAUGUGACCUUGAUCCGUGAAGAAGCUAUCCCAACUGACCCUAAUAUUAACCAUUUCAAAAAGUUGCGUAGCCUCUUUAUUGACUCUAGCAAUCAUGAUACUUCAUCACUGAGCACAUCUUUGCCCAAGUUGUUUGAUCAAUUGGAUUGCCUAAGGACAUUAAAUUUGAGCAACAGUAUGUUUGGAAAUUCAAUUAAAGAACUUCCUGAUCAAAUAGGAAAAUUGGUUCAUUUGAGAUACCUUGACUUGAAACAUAAUAGAAAAUUGAAAAAAUUACCUGAAUCAGUGUGUGAGUUAUGUAAUUUACAAACCUUAAACCUCACAUGGUGUAAUAGUCUUAAAGAAUUGCCAUGUGGAAUUGGAAAACUAAUCAACUUGAGGCAUCUUGAGAAUGAGAAGACUGACUUGAGCUUGAUGGCAAUGCCAAAAGGGAUUGGGAGACUAACAUGCCUGCAGACACUAAGGGUGUUCGUGGCAAUGGAUGGUGGCAUUAAUGGCAAAGCAUCUACCCUUGGAGAUCUUAGAAACUUAAUGCAUCUUCAAGGACAUCUUAAGAUAAGCGGAUUGGGAGAUGUGUGGGAUGUGACUGAAGCUAAGAGAGCAGAGCUUCAAAACAAGAAAGGCCUCCGUGGUUUGAUACUGGAUUUUACUAAUUCCAAGGGGUUAAUGUCAAAAAGGUUGCCGAGAAGAGAUGAUGAAUUACUUCUUGAAGCUUUGCAACCACCUCUUUCCCUGGAAAAAUUAGAGAUUUGGGGCUACAGUAGCACCACCAGUUUCCCCAACUGGAUGAUGGGCUUGACCAAGCUGAGGCAUGUUUCACUGGGUUUUUGCUGUCAUUUGAACUUUUUGCCUCCUUUGGGAAAAUUGCCAUCCCUUGAAUCACUCUAUAUAGGGGAAAUGAGAAGAGUGGAAAAAGUGGGAGUUGAAUUUUUAGGAGUAGAAGGAGAAGGGACAUUAGCAUUAUCUCCAUCUUCAGAAUCUUCUUCAUCAUCUAUUAUUGCCUUUCCUAGUUUAAAACAUCUCGAGUUUCGUAAUAUGGAAGAGUGGGAUUGUUGGAUCUCAUUUACUAGCGCAGGAGCAGAUCAUAUUUGUAUUAUGCCUCGCCUUUGUUCUCUAACAAUUGAUUCCUGCCCCAAGUUAAGGGCACUGCCAUGGUACAUUUUGCAGAAUACAAGCCUAGAGCAAUUGGAUAUAAGCCAGAGUCCUUUUGUUUCAGAACGUUGCAGAAAGGAGACAGGGGAGGAUUGGCUCCAUAUCUCUCACAUCCCUAGCAUUAUAAUUGAUGGUCUGUGCAUGCAAGUAAACUGCUCUUCUUUUGAAGAGUUUGGAGUAUUGCAAUUGCAACCACUACACAGCUCUUUGUUAAGUUCGAACGAUUUCCUCAAAGUGUUUGAACAAAAUUGAUGUUUGAACAGAGCAAGCAACUUGUUGUUGGUUUCUAGCUAGAACAUCUAAUGAUUAAAGGCGAUAUAUGUAGCAGGUAUCUUUUGUUUCAAGGCGCCUAUAUAAAAUUAUUGGAAUACAUGCAAUGUCAUACAUUAACCAUUGGUGUUUAAGCUAGCAUUUGAAGUUCGUUUGACAUCUUGGUUUAUACGUACGAUUUCAAGGCACUAGAAGAGAGAUUUCCCCCAGCAUAGAACUUUCCGGGGAUGCAUGGAACAUAGACGAGGAAUUGGCUUUUAAGGCAAGUAAGAUGGGAUGACGUUGCCGAAGAAGUAAGGGUACUACAGCAUAUUGUGCUUCUUUGUUUUUCAAGAUUUUGCUUGAUACUAGUGGAUUGAGAAGUCACUAGGACGAAUACUAUGGACAGGAGUUAUCAUACACCAAUCCUCCAUUUUGGAAUUGGUUUUUCCUUAAUCUCAUCCAAUGGCAACUCUUUUAUUGUAUAUAGUUCCUUUAAUUAGUAUGAAGGGGCAGAGUUAUGUGUUUCAAUUCUUUCUUGGAAUAGAUAUUGGAGGCACAAGGGAAGAGUGGGGAUUCCAACGUUAGGUCAAAUUUGAAUUUUGUAAUUAACUCUGCAUACAUUACAUUCUCAAGAAAACGUUUUCAUACCAAACAUUAUAAUGUAAUAUUUUUUUUUAGAUUUUAAUCAACACUUUUUCAUGUUUAUCGAA
Molecule: messenger RNA, 4406 nt
Organism: Theobroma cacao (cacao)
Lineage: Eukaryota; Viridiplantae; Streptophyta; Magnoliopsida; Malvales; Malvaceae
Product: putative disease resistance protein RGA4
Molecular function (GO): ADP binding
Source: RefSeq, a predicted model, not a curated record